This is a messenger RNA of Tuber aestivum (summer truffle), 7249 nucleotides long. Lineage: Eukaryota; Fungi; Ascomycota; Pezizomycetes; Pezizales; Tuberaceae. The record is from the annotation of a GenBank genome assembly.
UCAAUCUUACAUGAGCCUUUUUGACUUACUCUGGAGAAGAAGACCUUUUAGACCUAGUCCAACUUGUUAGACUUUAAAGUUAACUACCCCCUAACAGCAAGAGUUUUUGGGUUAGUACUUACUUACCAUAAGAUAGCCACUCUCAUCCAUCCACCCACCCGGGUACGGUACGAGUGGUGGGGAAGGAUGUGGGGAGCGGCUCUGCCAGUGUUAUACUCGAGCACUCGUACGCGCACAGUUACCACUGGCAGUGUCAUGCUGCGGUCUUCGAGGAGUAUAAUAUGAGUGUGAAGACAGAGGGAUACAGUCAAGGGCUGGAGUUUCCAGUCUGAAGUUGACUUUAUGGUACAGUAUUUGGAUCAUAACUGAUCCUGUCGUAACGUAACUCUAGAACACCGCACCAGCGUAGAAUCACAUCCCUACCGAUACUAGUAACAUCAUUUGUGCAGUACAGUACCGAAACUCGCAGCUGACUGCCCUUUUCCUUUUUUCACGUCUCCCCCGUUUCAAACCCCUUGGAGCCCUUUCUUCCGCCUCAUUCGCCCUUCGUCGUCUUCAUGGCUCGACCUUAGAGAGGACCCUCAAUCUUUCCUCUUAGCCUCACUCCCCUGAUACGGUACCGGCAGUCUGCUUCGAGUACAGUACUAGCGACUGGCUCCCGUUGUCUGACUACUCUCCCUGCAGCUUCUUGGGGGCUAAUAGCGAUAACAAUAAAAAUAGUACAAAAACAGCUAGAGGUGGAAUAUACCGUAUCAGAAAGUGAUACGAAAUCAUUUUUUCCGCAGCCUCUCUUCCUGUCUUUGUUCUUUUCUUUUUUCUUUUUUCUUUUCCCUUCGCCUCGCUGGGACGACGACAAAACUUUGGAUUCCCUCCCUUCUUCACCGCUUUAUCAUACGACAAAGGGCCCUGCCUCGUCGUCCUCCCAAUUAACUGCAUCCUGUUGUUACCACCGGUUCUCAAUUCGGUAGCGAGUCAGGAAACUCAUCCUCUUCCCUCCUUCAUAAGCCUCGCGUCGACGGCAGCUUAUUUCACUCCAAUUAAUCCGCAUCCGAGCAAGCACAACCAAUCCUCCAACAAUCCACCUCGGAAUGCCUUUCCUGCAAUGCGAGCCACCUUAUUGGAGAGGUGACGAUUUCACCCCCUGUGUUGGGAGAGAGUGAGUGGAAUUUUAUUCUGCUUUGCAAUGGAAUGUUUGUUUUCGUGAAUGGCUGACUAGCUCUCUUCCGCUGAUUUUUGCGCAUGGGCAAACAGUUUCAUCCAAUUCCUAUUGCCCUUAAUAUUGGUCGGGAUUUCUCUCCUCUGGCUCUUGUCCUCCGUAGUGUCUAAGAAAGUUGAAUUCUGGCGCUCGAACAAGUACCGCCCGCUCCCGAUUUAUGACAACGCCUUUGGAGUGUCUACGGAUAAUGGAGACCGCGGUGAAGAUACGGAUGAAGAUGAUGACGAGUUUGCUGAGCACUUGAGUUUGAGGCAUACGAUUAGCAGAGCUACUGGGCAUGAAUUCAGGAUCGAUAGACCUCAUGGGGAGAUUGCGCUCGUUAUUUGCGAGGAAUUGGCAAUUUUGGGGCUGCUGGGCAUAUCCGUCGCCGAUACCGCAAUGAACAUGGAAGCUGUCGUGCAUGUCGAAGGAUUGCUUUUUAUAGCGAGUUUGGUUACUUGGGUUGGUCUAGAUACUUUCCAAGUGCUGCGGAAAUGCCGAUGCUAAUGGAAAUAGACUUACAUCUUCGUCCUCGCCACUCUCCGACUCGUUUUCUCGGGAUCCUUAUCCUAUGACUUGCCUCCCCUAUGGUACCACACGUCGUUUCUCUAUAUGUUUAACUUCCUCCUGGCAGCUGUGCCUUUCCGCUCUGCCUUGAUUCACCCGGAAUCUACCAUUUCGCAGGCAUUAAUCAUAACUCGCUUCGUCUUGGUCUCUGUUCUGUGUAUCAUAGCUGUGACUAGCCGUGCCGGGAAUAAGGCGGUUACUCAGGACAUUAUGGAUGGGCUUGAACCUUCCAGGGAGCCGCUGGCCUCCCUCUUCUCCCUGGCAAGUUUUAGUUGGGUGGACCCUCUGAUUUGGGAGGGCUAUUGGAAACCAUUUGAGCUGUCCAACGUCUGGAAUCUCCGGAAUGAUGAUAUCGCUGUUGUAGUUUUGUCAACCUAUCGCCAAACCAAGUAUGUGGCAUCACUCGCGAAGUGGUACGGGUUUGAAUGCUGAUUGUUUUGGUAGAAAGGCGCAUACACUGGCUUGGACGUUGGCGAAACAUUUCAAGCGCGAACUUGCGGUACAGGCUGCUUGGGCGGUUUUCUAUUCGAUGUUUACUUUUGCGCCUACGUUGCUGCUGCGAAUCAUCUUGCAGUAUGUCAAAUCGCCGGAGGAUACCCCAAAGAAUGUUGCGUGGUUGUUUGUGGUAUUGCUCUUCGUUACAGCCAUCCUCCAGGCAAUUGGUAGCGGCCAAGCUCUCUACAUCGGUAGGAGGAUAUGUAUCCGUCUGCAUUCUGUGAUUGUUGGUGAGAUUUAUGCAAAAACUCUCAGAAGGAGGGCAGCGGCCGGGGCAGACCGUGCAUUAGGACCGAAAGGCAAGGACGACAGAAAGAAAGACAGUGAAGGCAAGACGGUAGUGACGGAAGACAAUGGAGAGCAGGCAAACGCUGGUGCGAUCAUUAAUCUGAUGUCUGUUGAUUCAUUCAAAGUGGCAGAAGUUUGCGCCUACCUACACUUCCUGGUAUGUGGCUUCAGGUUCGUGAGACCGAAGUGUAUACUAAUCAAAUUAGGUUGCGGGUGUUCCGGUACAAGUGGUAAUAGCUGUAGUUCUUCUAUACCAGAUUCUCGGUUGGAGUUCAAUUGCGGGAAUAGUUGUUAUGCUUUUCCUCCUUCCUAUUAACUAUUUCAUGUCUAGUCGAUUUAGUAAAAUUCAGAAGAAGAUCAUGGCGGCUACCGAUGGGCGAAUUCAUGCCACGAACGAAGUCCUUCAGAAUAUUAGGAUUAUCAAAUUUUUCGCAUGGGAAGCGCGGUUUGCUCAUGUUGUGGAUAAAUCUAGGUCCACCGAGCUUGUGCAGCUAAGGAAUAGAUACAUAUUGUGGGCUGUGGCUGCUACUUCCUGGUACGGGUCUCCGAUUGUUAUCACUUUCCUCAGUUUCUUCUGUUACACGGUUAUCGAGGGGAAAACACUCGACUCCCCGGUUGCGUUCACGGCCUUGUCCUUGUUCAAUGUCCUUCGGGUCCCGCUUGACCAGCUUGCAGAUAUGAUCACCAACGUUCUGCAGACUAAGGUCUCCAUCGACCGUGUGGAGGAAUACUUGUCGGAGGAGGAGACGGAGAAGUACCAUCAAUUGAAGCAGCCGGACGAGGUGGAUCCGAACGCUCCUUUGAUUGGGUUCAAGGAUGCUACUUUUUCAUGGGGCAAUAAAAAACAGAUCAAAAAUAAGGGAAUGGGAUCGGCUUUCCAAUUGCAGGAUUUGGAUAUUGAAUUUUCUCCAGGAUAUCUGAACGUUAUCGCUGGGCCAACAGGAUCUGGGAAAACGUCCUUGCUGAUGGCAUUGCUUGGUGAAAUGACACAUAUCAAGGGAAGGUAGGUGCUUUCCAAGCUGGGGACUUGGAAAUAUAAAUUGCUUACCUGGCUAGUGUAUAUCUCCCGGGAGCUCACAGUAGAGAAGAUUUGAUCCCGGACCCGGUUGCGGGAUUGACCGAAUCCGUAGCGUACUGCGCGCAGCAAGCGUGAGUUUCGACAUUGGUAUGAGUUGGUCGUUAUUGAUUUUCUGAUAAUUCGGUAGGUGGUUGGUCAACGACUCAAUCAAGAACAAUAUUUUGUUUGCUAGCCCAUAUGACGAGGAGAGGUAUCAUGCCGUACUAAUAGCGUGUUCUUUGGAGCACGAUCUGCAAAUCUUGGACCAUGGCGAUGAGACCGAGGUUGGCGAGAAGGGGAUAACGCUGUCAGGAGGCCAAAAGCAGAGGAUAUCGCUUGCUAGAGCAUUAUACUCGAGCUCCCGUCAUAUCCUACUUGACGACUGUCUAAGCGUACGCGCAUAAGACUCCUGACCCUUCGGAUAUUUGCUAAGCUAGUUUUAGGCUGUUGACUCCCACACGUCGAAAUGGAUCUAUGACUAUUGUAUCAUGGGUCCUCUAAUGGCAGGCAGAACUUGUGUCCUGGUUACCCAUAAUGUUGCCCUCUGUGUCCCUGAGGCUAAGCAUGUAGUUGUGCUCGAUAAUGGCCGAGUAAUAAUGCAAGGCAGCCCGGAUACCGUUGUUGCGUCUGGAGCCCUUGGAAAUGACGAACUUCUCAAGUCAGGGAUUAGAUCCAAACCCCAAUCACAAAUGCCUUCUCGCGUACCCUCUUUUAUUGGCGAAGCGCCAAUGAAUGGAGGAACCCAAAUGUCCAGCCUCGCAAAGCCAAGCGCUGAUGAUGGCGGCGAGCCUGCUGCCAAGGGGAAGGGCAAGGCUUCAGGGGAAGAGACAAAGGCUCUUGGUAGUGUUGAUUGGAGAGUUUAUUAUUUGUACCUUAGGUCCAUGGGCCCGUGGUGGUUCUGGAUCAUUGUCGUAAUUAUCUUUUUGGCCCAACAAAUUGGCUCUAUCGGGACAGCGGUCUGGAUUCGACAAUGGGCUCUCAGAUAUGAGUCUAUCGGAUCUUCUGGGUUGAUCGUUAGCGCCCGCAACGCACCUGUUUCUUCUAUCGGAUAUUUUGGAAGUUGUUUAUCUUCUGGGUCUUGCAUUUGGCCACUCUCCUACAACUCCUCGCCGGAGUCUGUCACUAUUGCCGACAAUACCGGUGACAUCGACCUGGUCUAUUAUUUGGGGAUCUACGCGCUUAUAGGUUUCGCAUACACGUUGGUUUCGUUCUUCCGGGAGGCUGCUGUUUUUUAUGGUAGCUUGGUUGCCUCAAAGAAUAUUCACAACCAACUAUUGUUUAGCGUAAUGAGGGCCAAGUUUCGAUUCUUUGAUUCGACACCACUUGGGCGGGUUAUCAAUAGGUUCUCUAAAGAUAUGGAAGCAAUUGACCAAGAAGUUGCACCUGUUGCUUUAGGCAUGAUUCAUUCUUUGGCAUCGGUGAUCGGCAUUACUAUCCUAAUCUCGUUCAUCACACCUGGCUUCCUUGGUCCCGCAGUAGUAAUCGCUUUGCUCUACUGGUUGAUUGGUUCGUUUUACCUGAGAGCUUCAAGAGAUUUGAAACGAUUGGAGUCGAUCCAGAGAAGCCCUCUCUAUCAACACUUUGGUGAAACUUUAAGUGGAAUUUCUACCAUCCGAGCUUAUGGUGAUGAGAGACGAUUUGUUAGGGAUAACCUUUCAAAAAUAGACAAUCACCAUCGCCCUUUCUUCUACCUCUGGGCUUGCAAUCGCUGGCUUAGCUUUAGGGUUGAUGUUGCCGGGGCAUUGGUCUCGUUUUCUGCCGGAGCUUUUGUGGUUCUCAGCGUUGGCAAAAUUGACGCAGGGUUAGCUGGGCUUUCAUUAACGUACGCUGUCACCUUUACCGAUAACAUACUGUGGCUUGUGCGACUUUAUGCGGUGAAUGAGCAAAAUAUGAACUCGUACGUAUUUUAAGGGCCGCUUUAUUUAGCGAUGCUGACCACUACUUUUUUAGAGUCGAGCGCGUCCGCGAAUAUCUUGAGGUUGACCAAGAAGCUGCUGAUAUCAUCCCUGACAAUAGGCCAACAAGCACUUGGCCCGAGAAGGGUGGUGUAGCUUUUGAAAACUAUUCAACCCGCUAUCGCCCUGGUUUGGAUUUGGUCCUGAAGAAUGUCACUUUCAGUAUCAAGCCGCUUGAAAAGGUAGGUAUUGUGGGAAGGACUGGUGCUGGAAAGAGUUCAUUAGCACUUGCAUUAUUCAGGAGUUUGGAGGCGGAAACAGGCAGGAUCGUGAUUGAUGGCAUCGAUAUAUCUACGAUUGGACUGCGGGAUCUCAGACAGUCCAUCACCAUGGUGCCUCAGGAUCCUACUCUCUUCACUGGGACAAUCAGGAGUAACCUGGAUCCUUUCGAUAUCUAUACCGAUAAGGAGAUAUUCGGAGCUUUGAAACGUGUGCAAUUGAUCAAUGAGGAGCCGGAAGCAGCUGCCCCGGUCGCCGGAGAUGAUUCUACCCUUAAUAAGAAUGUAUUUCUUGAUUUGCAGAGCCCUGUUGCUGAAUCUGGUAACAAUCUUUCCCAAGGCCAAAAGUAGGACAUUCCCUCCAAACUUUACACUUAUCAAGCCGCUGACCGUGUCAUUUUAGGCAACUGCUCUGCCUCGCGAGAGCGCUCCUUAAGAAUCCAGUAGUGCUGCUGAUGGACGAAGCUACGGCCUCAAUAGACUACUCAACUGAUACCAAAAUCCAAGCAACAAUCCGUGAACUAAAGUCCACAACCAUCACUAUCGCUCAUCGCCUCAAUUCGAUCAUAUUCUACGACAAGGUCCUCGUCCUGGAUCAAGGAAGAGUCAAAGAAUUCGACCACCCCUACAACCUCCUGCAAAGGAAAGACAGCAUCUUCCGCGAGAUGUGUGAGUCGAGCGGGGAACUGGGUGCUCUAGAAGAGAUGGCCAAGAGAACCUUCAUGGGAACCGGAACUCUUAUCGAAACGGUAGAAGGUGACGAUAGUAACGGCACUGAUCCCAACAACGUGGUAAUGUAGGAGGAUUGGGCGAAAACAACAAAACAAGACAAAACACAAACCUUUUCACUAGCAUCACCAAUACCAUCAUUAGCAUUUGCCUCUGGUUGCAUUUGAUUAGUAUUAGUAUUUUUUCUUCUUUUCUUUUAUUAAAUUGUCAAUGUUCAUCGGUGUGGUCAAAAGCGGCUUUUCUUCCGUUGGUUCUUGUACUUUUUCUUCCUUUCCUUGUUUCCUCGUUCCCUUGUUCUUGGUUUUAGUUUUCGCUUCAGAUAUUUCCCUCUCUCCUUUGUUGGCGUUGUCUGCUUAGGGUUAGAUAAAUAAAUCGAUUCUUUAGGGAGAAGCUUGUUGUCGGGGACGGUGAACGUUGUUUGGUGCAUGGUAUGUGUAGUUUCGAAUCGUCCGCUUUUUUUUUUUUACUUUAGUCUUUGCACUGAUAUUAUAUUCCCAGCUUGAUUUUUUUAAUUGAUUGAUUGAAUGAUCGAUUGAUGGUGGGUAUGAGAUAGAGAUUGUGCAUUUAUUAAAUUUUUAUUUUAUUUUAUUUUUUGCGCAAAAUUGUCGAACCACGCAUGCUGUGCUGGGGUGUUGAUUUACAUUGUGUCAUUUAUGGCUUUUGCAGUGCUUUUUUUUUGAGGGUUUAGUCUUGCUAUCAAUCUUGUAAAAAUACUAAGUUUUACAGUUCUAGGUUUGUGUGAUUC